GAGGCGUGAAUUCUGGCUUCACUUUCACAAUAAUGGCGGCGUCGGAAGAGGCGACGUAUUUCGUUGUAAACAACAUUCCUGGCCGGCUCCGAUCCGCAGACCUGAGGAACUAUUUCAGCCAGUUUAUAGAAAGUAAAGGAUUCGUGUGCUUCCAUUAUCGCCAUCGUCCGGAGGUUCGUGUGCAGUUUCCCGCGGCAGAGGCAGGAGUCAGCGAGCGGACGGAGGAUCUCGACGGUCCUGGUGGGAAACACCCGGGUUUGUGUUGUUGUGUGGUGUCGGUUCGCUCACAGGAAUCCGACAGAUUCAUGAAGAUGUAUUCAGGGAACCAGUGGAUCGACUCUAAAGGAAACUGCCUGCGGAGAAAAUGUUUGAUUCGGAGAGUUAAAGUGUCGGAGCAGGCCGAUCAUAAUUCAUUCCCCUACAAGACAAAGAUUGAGAUGAGACGCCACCUUGCCCAAUCAGAGCAUUUCACCAUGACUGACCUCAAGGGCCUUCCGGAGCUCAAUCCACCCUCCCUCAUGCCAUCGGGGAACGUCGGGACACCUGUGACUGUUUUCCUUCAGCUCAUUCAGUCCUGUCGCCUGCCGCCGCGCCUCAUCCGCAAGCUGGGUCUCACUUUUCCCAAGACGGGCUCGAAUCGGCGCUACGGCAACGUGCCAUACCUGUAUUACAACAGCACAGUCGUGAGGUCUGCAGAGGAGAGCGUGUUUACUGCGGGAGGAGUGGAGAUCUCGGGCCCCGGGGGCCUGGACACGCCCACACAAACAGGAGACCAGGACACGCCCACAACCACUCUAACAGGAGACCAGGACACGCCCACAACCACACAAACAGGAGACCUUGACACGCCCACAACCACACAAACAGGAGACCUUGACACGCCCACAACCACUCAAACAGGAGACCAGGACACGCCCACAACCACACUAACAGUAGACGAGGACACGCCCAGUUCACCUGUCAAUCAAGAGUCACAGGAAGCAGGAAGUGAAGAGGAGCUGUCAGGCCCUGAUGAUGACGAUGACCGCUGUGAGGAGUGGGAGCGUCACGAGGCCCUCCACGAUGAUGUCACCAGCCAGGAGCGCUCCAAAGAGAGGCUCUAUGAGGAGGAGAUCGAGCUCAAGUGGGAGAAGGGCGGAUCCGGCCUCGUCUUCUACACAGACGCUCAGUUCUGGCACGAGGAAGAAGGAGAUUUCGAUGAGCAAACAGCAGACGACUGGGACGUGGAUAUGAGCGUCUAUUAUGACCGAGACGGCGGAGACAUGGACUCCAGAGAUUACGUGCGCAUGCGCUCUGAAAGGAGACUUCGGGAGGGUCUGGACGGGCUGCCGGGACGCCAACAGAAAAUCGGCAACUUUGAGAGGUUUACAAAGGGAUUCGGCCGGCGUGUGAUGGAGAAACAGGGCUGGAAGGAUGGAGAAAGUCUCGGGAGCAGUCAGGUGGGAAUAACAGAUGCUUUAGAGAGCGAAGGACAGCAUCCCAACUGUAAGAGAGGCUUUGGGUACCAUGGAGAGAAGCUCAGCUCAUUCCUUCCACUUAAGAAACCCAGAAAAGAAUUUCAUAUAUCAACAAUUUAUGAUAAACCUAAAGACAUUGAUAAAGGCGAUGAACUCCUGCGGCGUCAACCAAGCACCAGCAUGAAGCACAAACUCUGGCGGCCAGCGGGCAGCACUGACUCCACCAGAUGACCGCUGUUUUAUAGUGAUAUUCACUAACAUUUUAUAAAGACUGGGUAUUUAUUGUCUGUCAAAGAAUGUUCUUACACAGAGCUGUACAUUAUUUUUCUGUAAUUUCUGUAUUAAAAGUGUUCAAGGGAAAGAAACA
Rhinichthys klamathensis goyatoka is the source of this 1824-nucleotide messenger RNA. It is a transcript of the gene gpatch3, whose product is annotated as G patch domain containing 3. The record is from RefSeq and is a predicted model, not a curated record. Gene Ontology annotation, biological process: negative regulation of RIG-I signaling pathway; positive regulation of DNA-templated transcription; negative regulation of type I interferon production. The transcript is spliced from 7 exons. Gene Ontology annotation, molecular function: nucleic acid binding. Bases 33 to 1688 code for a protein of 551 amino acids. Lineage: Eukaryota; Metazoa; Chordata; Actinopteri; Cypriniformes; Leuciscidae.